AGCAGAGGUUGCGAUUAUGUGGUCCACUCGAGGUGUGCAACAAGAGAAGAUGUGUGGGACGGGCAAGACCUUGAGGGAAUACCCGAAGAACCCGAAGACGUCAAGGCACCGUUCGAGGUUGUAGACGGGAAAGUGAUACGUCAUUUCAGUCACAUGCACCAUCUUAAACUGAACGAGUAUGAUGGUACAGGCUUUAAUGGAAGCGAGCACUAUAAAAUAUGCGCUAUUCCUAUUCGUAAUCACAUUGGUAAUAUCUACAAAUGCACGCAAUGGAAUUGCAAUUUUAUUCUCCACGAAACAUGUGCCUAUCUACCAAGAAAGAUGUGGUACAUGUUACAUCCUCAUCUGCUCGAAUUACAAGCUUGCGGAACAGGGAGUGAGAUAUGUGAUGUUUGUGCUCGGAAAUUUUGUGGCUUCGUAUAUACGUGCAACGAGAUGGAUUGUCGUUUUGAAAUAGAUGUGAGUUGUGCUUCGGUCUCUGAACCCUUUAUCCAUACAAGUCAUCCGCAUCCUCUAUUCUGCACGUCAACUUCGAUGGAUGAAAAGGCAUGUUCAGGUUGCAAAAGACGGGAAAUUUAUAAUCGUAAGAAGAUGGAGUGCAUCGAAUGCGACUUUGCCUUAUGCUUGAGGUGCAUAUCUUUACCGAGUAAGGUAAGAUACAAGCAAGACCGACAUCCUCUGGUUCUUGAAAGCGGCGGCGAAGAGGCCAAAGAUGGAAGCUGGUGGUGCAAGAUCUGCGAGGGAAAACUGAAUCUGGGCGAGGAGUUGUACUACACAUGUGAAAUUUGUCGUGUCACUAUCCAUCUUCAUUGCAUUCUCGGAAAGGAUCCGCUCAUGAUGCCUGGUCGAUACCUGGGCGAGGGGUUUGAAGUUGAAGCCAACAGCAGCUGUUUCCGACCGUUUUCCUUCCAAUGUGGAAGGCGCUGUCCGUCUCCUGUUUGUUUCAAGAAAAAUGGUGAAGUUUUUUGCACUCUCCGUUGUUUGUGGAACUUUAGAAUGUAA
This is a messenger RNA of Tarenaya hassleriana, 1002 nucleotides long. RefSeq lists its product as uncharacterized. The transcript has a single exon. The record is from RefSeq and is a predicted model, not a curated record. NCBI's taxonomy places the organism in Eukaryota, Viridiplantae, Streptophyta, Magnoliopsida, Brassicales, Cleomaceae. The coding region runs from base 154 to 1002 and encodes 282 amino acids.